Molecule: messenger RNA, 1391 nt
Organism: Chenopodium quinoa (quinoa)
Lineage: Eukaryota; Viridiplantae; Streptophyta; Magnoliopsida; Caryophyllales; Amaranthaceae
Product: probable ubiquitin-like-specific protease 2A
Exons: 7
Coding region: 157-1110 (317 amino acids)
Biological process (GO): proteolysis
Molecular function (GO): cysteine-type peptidase activity
Source: RefSeq, a predicted model, not a curated record
UCUCCACUUAACUUAUUUAUUGAAGAAAUAUAAAUGAGCAAUUGAGCAAAUACAAGUUGCUGUCAAGUACGAAGUAUUUCUCAAGUACAAACUAGCAAAAUUGCAAAAAUUAAAGAGGGAAAAACAGUGAAAGAGUUGAGCAGAGCAAUUUUUGUGAUGAGACGAAGAACAAGAAAGCCUCCUUCCAAUGAAUUCGACUUUACAAUUGCUGGAUUCUUUGGAGAUAGCAUAUCUAAACAUCGCUCCUGCUGGCUACACAUAGCUGCAGCUCAAUAUAAAAUUGAAAAGAAAAUAACUUUGACAGAAUUUAAGGAGAUAAAGAAGAAGUUUAAGCACACUUCACCUUGUUUUCUUGAUACUUGUCCCCGUGCUAAGCGCACCAAGUUGAUGGGUGGCCAUCAUGUUAUCCCCAGGAUAAGAAAGAAGCUAGACACUGAAACAUUUGAGCAUUACAUGGAGGUUGUUUGGAAGAGCUUUUCAGAAGAGAAGAGGAUGUCAUUUACAUAUCUUGAUAGUCUGUGGUUUUCAUUGUACCGAAAAGCUUCUACUAGAACUAAAGUUCUGACAUGGAUUAAAAAGAAAAGCAUUUUCUCCAAGGACUACGUGUUUGUUCCUGUUUGUUGUUGGAGUCACUGGAGCCUCUUGAUAUUUGUCCACUUUGGUGAUAGUUCUGACUCGAAAACUAGAACCCCAUGCAUGUUGCUGCUGGACUCACUUGAGAAUGCAGAGCCAAAGAGACUUGAACCUGAGAUUAGAAAGUUUGUUCAGGACAUCUAUAGGGUAGAGGGCAGGGAAGAAGACAGGAAUGUGGUUUCUAAAAUUCCUCUCCUGAUACCUAAGGUGCCUCAACAAAGGGGUGAUGAGGAAUGUGGAAGCUACGUUCUCUAUUUCAUCAACUUAUUUAUGCAAUUUGCUCCUGAAAACUUUUGUGACUCUGAUUUCCCAUACUUUAUGCAUAAAGACUGGUUUGAUCUUGAGAGCUUGGAGUAUUUCCGCAACAGGCUUGAGAAGGAACUGUCUAGUAAAGUAGCUGUGAGAAGCAAACACUCUUCCAGUGUAUCUCAGCAGAAGCUGUGUAAAAACAAUGGUGUUAUAUUGCUGGAUGACUGACCUUCAUCCUUCUCUUGAUGGGUGGCUAAUGUAUUUUUUGUAGCAUAACAAACACUAGGGAAGAACCUCAGAAGCAUAGCAAUCAAUUUGUAUAUACUGAAGCUAAUGCAAAAAUGUGUCAGACGCUAUAUUAGUCCUCUGUAUUUUUGUGCUUCUGCAUCUGUAAGUGUCACAGCUUGUACAUAAAACUUGGAUGGAUUGACAAGCUAAAUCUCUAACUUUUGCAGCACAGUUGUUUUAUGGAGUAGCAUUUUACAAAUUGACCUUGAUGUAUUUGUUUA